This is a messenger RNA of Macadamia integrifolia, 1327 nucleotides long. RefSeq names its product coiled-coil domain-containing protein 97. NCBI's taxonomy places the organism in Eukaryota, Viridiplantae, Streptophyta, Magnoliopsida, Proteales, Proteaceae. The transcript is spliced from 3 exons. Bases 4 to 1071 code for a protein of 355 amino acids. The record is from RefSeq and is a predicted model, not a curated record.
GUCAUGUAUGCCCAUAGACCGUCCCAUUCGUUCUUCACCAAAGAUGUUAACAGAACCAGCCAGAUGGUCUCAGCGAGCGAGCGAGAGAGAGAGAUGCAGGAAACGAGGGCUCUGAGCAGCUCCGCCAUGGAAGCUAUAGCGGAGAGGUUAUCUUCGAUGGAGAACCUCUAUUUUCCAGUCGCAGUCCAAGAAACCGCUGUCAACGCUUCGCAACGAAAGUCCAUUCUCCUCAACCUCCUCUCUAAAGACGCUGCCGUUUUCUUAGAGCGUUAUGGAUCGAAACUGACUAGCGAAGAGCUUCAAGGAUUUGAUGUCUUAAACGACGAUUAUGAAGUGAAUUGGCACCUAAAGCAUUUCCGUAGCUUACUUAGUCCUACUGCGGAGGAGGUCCGUUCUCGAUCGGUGAAAGUGAAGAAUCGUCGACUUGCUUACUUGAAUAAGCUUAUCAACGAGGGGCUCUACUUCUCUGAGGAUGCGAUGAGGGAGAGGGAGCCGUAUUUACAUCAUGAGUAUGUGGGGAAAUUUCAGGAUCCUACGGGCAGGAGUAUGGCCCGUACGGGGGAACGGUGGUCGGAGACGCUGAUGCGGAGGUCGGAAGAAGCAAUUUUGAUUGCGAAGAUUAGAGGAGAGCAGCAAAGGUUGGGUGUUCCUGAGAAGGACUGGGUCGGCAAUGAAAGAAACCUAGAAAACGAGGAGGAGGAAGAAGAAGAAGAAGAAGAAGAAGAAGAAGAACAGGAGGAGGAGGAGGAGGAGGAGGAGGAGGAGGAGGAAGAGGAAGAAGAAGGCGAUAAGGGGAAGGAGAAUCCGCUUAGUUCGGAGGCAGCCAAUGCAACCAAUGCUGUGCAGCACGCUGGUAUGGAGCCAUGUGAGGAAUCAACUGUAUCUGCCGCAGAGAUGCAAGAUCAGAUGGAGCAAUUCAUCCACAUAAUGCAACAGAAGUUUUUGUCAGGGGAAGACACACAGCAUUUAGACUACUCUAAAAUAGAUGAUGACGAGACACUAGAUGAUCACUGGAUGAGGGAGGCCAAUCAUGAUGCCGAGGAAAAAUAUUUUGCCGAGGAUGAUGAAUAGCAGAACGAUCAGGAUCUCUAUUUGAGGCUUCACAUGUAGCUGACUGUUUAUAACUAGAGCAGAUUUUCUCCUUUAAAAAUAUCUUCCUUUUUCCUCCCUCCCAACUUCCCCCCCCCCUGUGCAAAAGAAAUUCCUGUAAUUAAAUCCUCUGCGUGUUUCGUGUCUAUAAAUUAGUGUCAUUACUUCUGUCAUCAGUUUAAUGAUAGAGAAGCUAGUUGUUCUUGGGUUUCUGGUUAAUGGUGCCCAAUUAAACCAA